CAACCGGUUUGUUUUGGUUUCAUAUUUUACGAAGGUGUUACGUCGUUUCACUCUGUCUGGCUGUGAAUCAUCAUUAGUUUUGGCAGUGCAGCUGAAAUCAGAAAAGAUGGAUGCCGAAUCAAUCAAGAAUUUCAGAGAGAAAUUUACUUCUCAGUAUAUGGAAACUAUAAAAAAAGAAAACUUUGAUUCUCGUGAUGUAACACGACUGUUGGAUGACGAUGCUUACGCUUCCGCAUUUCUUAUGUGGAAGAAGAAUAACAUAUCAGAUUCUGCCAAACUCGCAGCUGAUGUUUUUGAAUGGAGAAAGAAGAAUAAUGUGACAGAUCUUUCAGCCUGUGACAUUGAUGAAGAAUUCUAUUCAAAAAAAAGUUUUUUCAUCCGAGGAAAAGAUCGUGAUGGAAAUAGGAUUAUUUAUUUUAUCGGAAAACGGUUUUCUAAAGGAGACGAGGCUGAAGCGAAGAAAUUACUCAUGUACCUGAUGGAGAGAUUGCAACGUAACGACCCAGGAUCCAGAGUGAUGUUCAUCCUGGAUGCAGGAGGAUGCGGGAUGAGUAACGUGGAUCUUGGAGUCAUCAAACUGAUUGUAGAUUCCUUCAUGUAUUAUUUUCCAAGUUUAUUGGGGAGAACGUUUGUUGUCGAUUUGCCAGGAGUACUAACAGCGAUCUGGAACGUUGUCAAAGUAUGGUUUGACGAAGAAAUCAAGAAUCGAACCCAUCAUUGUUCGAGGAAGGAUUUAGAAAAGUAUGUUGCACUGGAGCAGUUGCAGACAGUUCUGGGAGGAACGGAUGAAUGGGAACCAAGUACAAACGUCGGCUCAGACAUUGAAGCUGAAUUCACAAAGGAGGAGGUUGAAACAUUCACUGACGCCGUGGAGAACUUAGAAAUUAAGGAAUAAAGUGAACUUUUACAAGUGUACAAAAUGGUUUUUGAAUGGAUUUUUUCUUUUGUGUUUCCUAGUAGUGUUGACUUGAAUAUUUCAAGCACAAUUACACUCCAAUUCAGUGGUCGCCAAACUUUUUACCCCCCUUUUUAGAAUUUGUCAAGUCUCGUGCCCACCUCGAAAAUAACUAGAUAACAAUAACUUAGCAUAUUUUUAUUGCCUCCUCAAAAAAUUGUCUAAUUGUUUUCACAAAUAAAAACUAACUUCUUAAGUGUGGAUAAGAUCGUUUAUAAAUAUUUUUUUGCUUAUCGAUCAGAAAUUUUAGGCAGGAUUCUUUUAUUCUGUCACUGCCGUUUUAGCUUGCGAUUUUGCUACUGACAACAUUUUACAAAUCUUUUAGCUUUUAUGGAAAUGCCUAAUCUUGCCUAAUCCUAACUUGAAUAUUUUUGAAUCUUUCAACACAUAGUACUAGCAACUCUCCCGCAGUAUUUUUCUGACGUUCAGUUUUGGACGACACGUUUGAGCAAUCUUUCAUUUAACCCUUAAAAAAUGUGAUAGUCAAGUAAUUUUUACACUUUGAAUUACUUAUUCCAAGUUCCAUAACACAAAUUUUUGCAAUGAUAAAUAUUUUUUAAGCUAUCAACACAUGAGUAGUACAUGCAACUCUCCCAUAGUAUUUUUCCUACGUUCAGUUUUGGACUCAUUUGAGCAAACUUUCAUGAAGCUAUAAAAAUGUGAUAGUCAAAUGAUUUUUACACAUUUCACAAAAUUUUCACUUAUUCCAUAUCACAAACUUUUGCAAUGAUAAAUAUUUUUGAAGCUAUCAAAACAUUCCUUUCCCGACAGUAUUUUUCCUACUUUCAGUUGCGGACUCGUUCGCGGAGUGUCACUGAUCUAUCGUAUAUCCUCAUAUAUAAGUCGAGUUUAAAUCUAAAAAAAAGUUGCCAGACUAAAGAAUCGACUUAUAUUCAUUACACACCUAAAAUUUGGCUUAUUCUCGUAUAACUCUGAUCGCAGUUAAAAAAUUUGGCUUAUACCCGCAUAACUUUAAUAGCACUCUAACAAAAAAAGAUAACGCUAACUUAAUUCCAACAGCAACAACUCGAACUAUGCUAAAUUAUCACGAAACUAGUGUGCACGCUCACACGUGAAGUGGCACUUGGUACUCUAUGACAGCGAUAACAGUCUGUGAUUGGUUGUCAUGCACGUGAUCGGCGUUUUCGGGGUCGGCUUAUAUGUCAAGAUAUACAUCACUUAUAAUAUUCUACUAAUAAUCAAAUAAUCAUUUUUCUUUUUAUUCAAUAACGCUUAUGCAGAAACUGUCUAGUUUUAUUUACUCAUGCAGCAUAUUUAUUUUUAUUUUUAUUAUACAGCUCCCAUGGCAGAAAUUUCGGCGCAUGUUUACUAAACGCUGUAGGUACUUCUAGUUGGCGAGCAACAAACAUUCUUGCAUACCUGGCUGUGUCAUCUAAAAAUUAUGUCAUUACGACGUCACAAUCACGUCAUAGAGUUUGCCAAAGAAAAGCUACGAUCGCCCAAAAUGGCAUCACCGCUCGCUAAUGCCAGCGAUCUUCGGGAUUUUUAUGACAAGAGAACAAAAAAAAAGCUUAAUUUUUGGAUGACGUAGUCAGGGGGGGUUAAGAAUAAUAUUUGCAAAAGAGGUUGUGACACGCAAACUAGAAUUACUUGACGGUGUUUAGUGGACUAGCCCCAAAAUUUCUCAGCUUAGCACUGCCAUCACAAGUGUUUUAAAUUUGAAUUUAUGUUCUGGUUUAAAUUCCUUGAAAUAAUAUUAUAUCAUUGGCCACUGGUGUAAGGCAUUGUUAAAAGUGAAAGGCAUAUUGAGUGUCGAAUAUAAAUAUGGAUCUCUCACAAAAACAUUAUUCUCGAAUAUUUUUUGACUGAAUUGAAUUUAUUUAGAUUUUUCUUAAUUAAUUGCACUGCCCUAAAAACUCGUUAAUUUCAAAUUUUUAUUUGAGAUUUUAUUCAGUAUUUUUUUUGUUAUUACAUUGCCUUGAAAACUUUUCAAAAUUUGCAUGGAAAACAACAUUUUGUGAAAGCUUACAUGCCUAAAUCUGCUUGCCUAUUUCAGAUUCUUACAUUUAAUUUUCUUAUUCAAAUAAGAAAUUGCAAUAUAUGCUAUAUUUGGCACUGAAUAUGGCUUUCAAUGCAAAAAUGGUUAUUUUCGAUCGUUCCAAAUAAAAAGUAACUUCUUGAACAGCAUUUUAAAAAAAUUAUUACAGCAUUACAUUCAAAUUAUCUUUGACUAAUUCAUUAGAAAUUUUAGCGUCUAUCUUGUCACUGCCUUUUUAACCUUUUGAACUUGCGAUUUUGCUACUGACAACGUUUUACAAAAUUUUAAUUUUUAUGAAAAUGCCUAAUCUUGCCUAAUUCUAACUUAUAAGAGUGUUUGUUUAUUUACAUUGUUACUGUUUGAAGCAACUCACAAUCCAAAAUCAACUUUAACCUGGGGUUGGAAGAGAGGGGUACGUCCUGGAAGCAGGGGUAUUAUAUAUAUCGGAAGGACCCGAUAACUGUCCAACUUGGCAAUUAAAAAUUUCAGCCCUCCCCCCCCCCCUUUUUAAAAAUUCCUGACUACGUUCCUGCUGGAAGAAGCCUUGGUAAAAUAUUUAUAAUCUAAGUCUGAGCAGAUUUUUUAAUUUUCCUUGUCCGCAAACUGCUAUGGUGGCUAGCCAUUCUAUACUUAAGGUUCUAGGAAAAUUCGCCGCAAGUGGACUUUGCGGUAAAACAAGUAUUCGUAAUAGAAACUGUUAGUUUUUGGAGUAUCUUUUUAUUCGUUGUUAUUCAAGAGCAUACCCCUAUUGCGGUGAUUUUUCAUACAAAAAAAAAAGUUAAUUGAAAUUUGUUAAAUAAAAAGGUACCUAAAACCCUAGCUGUUUUAUCACAAAUGCUUGUUUUACAGCAUAAUACUCCUGUGGCAAUUUUUCCUAUGUGAAAAAUUUCCUGCAGCGAAUUUUUCUAGAACUGUCAUACCCAUUUGCUGGAGUCUCACAACGUC
Molecule: messenger RNA, 3899 nt
Organism: Styela clava
Lineage: Eukaryota; Metazoa; Chordata; Ascidiacea; Stolidobranchia; Styelidae
Product: motile sperm domain-containing protein 2-like
Cellular component (GO): endoplasmic reticulum-endosome membrane contact site; endomembrane system
Source: RefSeq, a predicted model, not a curated record